Colletotrichum destructivum is the source of this 1485-nucleotide messenger RNA. RefSeq lists its product as uncharacterized. The record is from RefSeq and is a predicted model, not a curated record. The transcript has 6 exons. NCBI's taxonomy places the organism in Eukaryota, Fungi, Ascomycota, Sordariomycetes, Glomerellales, Glomerellaceae. The coding region runs from base 1 to 1485 and encodes 494 amino acids.
AUGCAUUUUUUCGUUUCGUUCUUGCUUGCAACAAUCGCUUGUGCUUCUCCGACCAAGUUCCUAGCGAGUCGAGACGACGACGAGUACAAGGACCGAUGGGAGGACGUGACCUGCUCCGAUCCCCACAUCACCGACGCCAAAGUGGCAGCUGACGUACGAUGGGAAUCCGCCGAAACAAACUCCUCCUGGAAGGCCGCCCUGGACGCAUGGCAGAGUUAUGAACCGGAGGGAGAGGCCGUCAAGCUCAAGUUUCCGGCCUUCAUCAGCGACUUUUACGGCGGACCAGAGGGAUGGGACUGUCAAGAUCCCGUGAACACCCCGUGUUCAACAACGAUUCAGUGUGAUGACGCAAAAUACCCAGCAGGAUUCUUGGUGCUCAACUCAUUUGCGAAGCUACAUGACAUCUACCAAAAGUACCACGAAGCGCUGCAGGAUGCGCAACUUAGUAUCUCAGCCGCAAUGGGUGACUUCACCAAGACAUUCGCCCCCCAACUGAAACCAAAGGAUAAUUCAGUACUCAUCAAAACGAUACUGGAUGUCUUGAUGCUUGGCAUAGGGGUCGCGUCAGCUGGACUGUGGAAUAUUGUACUGAAAGAUGCUGCCAUAUUUGCCGCCGACAAAGUUCGCAGUUUUUAUAAAGAUAGCUUCAACAGCGCAAUAUCGUCGUCUUUCGCUUUGGCAAAAGACAACCUAAAAGCUGCCAAGGACGCCGUAAGCGUACAGAACGACCUGACAUCGUCCAUGGGCGCUCUGUUCGACGUGUGGAAGAAUACGCAAGCCGAUUAUUUGUCGGAAAUAUUCUCCGGAGCCAAUGAAACGACGCUGGAAAUGCUCGAUUCUCUGAUCCGGGACGGCAUGAUGAACAUGGUGCCCGUCGACAUCAACCUAUCGGAGAUGGUGAAGCUUGUCCAAAAGAUCAUGUUUGGGCAGAUGAUCCCAGUCGCUUGGGCUGUCGCGCCGGCCGCGUUUACACCCUUUGUGCUCAAAACUGGCGAUAAAUGCUCAGAUACCCUGCCCGAAACCUUGGAUCCGUACAUGACACAAGAUACGCACAAGAAGUCUGGCGUCUGUUGGAACGGAAACCAGUUCUACGUUCUCUCCGUUGGAACGGACGGGGUUGAUGUGCAAGCCGAUACCCCCGGCCUCCCGAGAUCGGACCCGCCUUUCCAACCGUUGUCCGGUGGCACGAACGACGUGCUCGACGGCAAGAACUGGGCCGGCAUCACGUUGGAAGACAUGGUCAUCAGCUCGUACAGCGGUUAUCUUAAGAAUGGCAACCGAAAUGGCUACAACGUUUCGUUUGACGACAGUGACGGGACGGUCGACGAGCUCAUGCUGGCAGACGGCGUGCGGACUCCCGGCUUCUUCUCGCUUCCCGUUUGCACGAGUGUUUGGAACACCCUGAUGCAGAUAGCUGGGAGCCCGAGGGACAAGAACUACUAUCCUUGCGGUGUUGAGGUUGAAAAGACCUUCCCUGCGAAAUGA